AUGACGUUCUUUCACUUCAGCUACAAGAAUCGUGGCAGAAAGUCGCCUACGCCGUCGUCGUCGACAGAGGGUUCCCGGGGCAGCGCUCAGACUCCGUCGUCGAUGAAGAGUUUCCAGAACAACGCUCAGGCUCCGUCUUCGACGACAAAGAAUUUCCAGAACAUCGCUCAGGCUCCGCGCGGUCCACCUCAGUAUCAGUACAGUUCACCGUCACUGAGGCAGAAUGUCCCAGUCGACGCAGCGGCUUCAAUACCGCCUCCAUAUGCUGCACCACAGCCCGCGCCGCCCUUGAAUCCAUUGUGGUGUCCUCCACCAACAUAUCAGCAAUUCCAUGAACAGCAGCAGCAGUACCUUGAAGCCACCCGGCAGCAGAGGAUACAGGCAGAAUGGAUGGCGAGCCAGCCACAACCUCCCUUCCGAACAAACCCAACAUCACGUCCCGCAUCAUUUCAUCAGCACUUCCAUCAACACCAGCAGCAUCAAUACAUUAACGGUAUGGGACAGCAGGGGCCACAUACCGAUUGGACGACGAACCCGCUCAACCUUCCCAUGCGACCGAGCACGGCAACACGUCCUCCAUCAUUUCACCAAUCCUUUCUUCAACAACAUCAACAUCAAUACGUUGACGGUACAAGACAGCAGCGGCCACAAGCAGAAUGGAUGUCAAGCCCGCUGUACAUGCCCGUCCGAUCGAACACAGCAACACCUCCUUCGCCGUUGCAAAAUCAUUACGCCGCGAGUCUAGAUCAGACAUACCCAAAUCCCAUGUACCAGUCAUAUCCAUACAAUCCUCCAAACCACCCAAUGACACCCCGAGCAGCGGCGACAUUCCCUCAACCUCAACUCUCACAACUCAUGUACGCCUCUCCCGCACCACUGACACCACUUACACCACAACAAACCGGGCCUCUGCAGCCGCAGCCGCAGCCGUACUACGUCAAGACCAAACCCUCUGGCGCUGCCCUGUCCUCGAUCUACAAGCCGAUCAAGAAGGCGUCGACGACAAUGCUGAAUUUGCAGCACAGCGUGAUGGAGAACAAGGGCGGGGGGCUUAUCGAGAAGGCAGAUACGUGGUACGAAUCAGUCAGCACGAAGCUGGACGACAUGAUCACUGGCAUGGACGAGGAGCAAUUUGUGGCGGAAGAGGGAGAAGGUGAGAUAUGGAAUUUCCUGUUUUCUUUCUUCUUUUGCAUUGUUUACUGCGUUGCGUCGUUGUGGUUUCUUUUCUGUUUCGCUGGCCGACAUGGGUCUGGCGGUCCUACCAAAGUCUUGGACGUUCACAGCUUCUCGUCUACGGUCUGGUCUGGCCUCUCUGCGGUGUCUAUGUCGUCGCUAUCACCACCACCACCGGCAACGCGACCUGGACUAACCGCCAAGCACGCGCACCUGCCUCACGGACGGCACAUCCGCGGCUCGACCCACUCCUCCCACCUCCUGGUCAUAAUAUUGACGUGGCCCGAGCGUCAUCACGGAUCACCACGCUCCACCAUUCACUCUCCACCUCCUCCACUCUCCACAGUUCACGGUUCACUCUGGCCACAAAACCCCCCCUGA
Messenger RNA from Pseudovirgaria hyperparasitica, 1554 nucleotides. RefSeq lists its product as uncharacterized. The coding region runs from base 1 to 1554 and encodes 517 amino acids. NCBI's taxonomy places the organism in Eukaryota, Fungi, Ascomycota, Dothideomycetes, Acrospermales, Acrospermaceae. The transcript has a single exon. The record is from RefSeq and is a predicted model, not a curated record.